This is a messenger RNA of Adineta steineri, 411 nucleotides long. The record is from the annotation of a GenBank genome assembly. NCBI's taxonomy places the organism in Eukaryota, Metazoa, Rotifera, Eurotatoria, Adinetida, Adinetidae.
AUGUCUUCUAAUGUUCUUCAUGGAACGAUUAAUCUAAGUUUUUCUUCAUCUACAUCGAAUAAAGAACCAUCAUUUGGUGAUGACGAAGCAUUACAUGUAUACAUUGAAGAUAUAUCACAAGUGCCAAAGACAGAAAAUGCUCAAGAACAUCCGAAAUCUAAUGGAUCUAUUUUACUUGGUGAAACCAAGAUACAACUAGGGCACAAUAAUAAAUUUCCAUUGAAAUUUGAAUGUAAAUAUGAUCCAGCAAAAGCAUCACAUGGAGAAUUUGAUAAAUUAUGUAAAGCAGGUUUAAUUAUUAUUGGUGCUGAUAUUAAUGCAGAAGGAAGAGAAAUGACAACAUUUUGGUUGAAAUCAGGAGAACAAAAAUUUGAACAAAAUAUCAAAUUAACUUUAACCGAUUCUUAUUGA